CGAGCGGCCUUGACGGACAUUUAUUCGUGUUUCUCCCGGUGGUACCACCUACCACCAGAAGUUGCGAUACGAAAGCGUGCGCGUGCACAGGAUUUUCCCAAGGUGGUGAUUUUCGUGAAAAGGUUUCUUCGCUUGCGGUGGCGUUGAAGUCGUUGCGCAAUUUCUCCCUGGAAGUGUGAAACUUUUCCCAAUCUGCUAGAGUGUCGAAAUGAAGCGUCUUGAGCGUGAAACGUGAAAUAAAUGUGAUCGAACUGUUGAGUGUUUUCGCUGCCGAUAGUCAACAGGGGAAAUUUUCAACGGGUUUCUUCGAGUAGACAAGUUGAUCCUAGUUGAUGCCGCGCGGUGCGUUCGAAAGGUUAGGUCACUGCCUUUAGGUUGUGUGUGCGUGAAACGACAGAAAAAAAAGCUGAAUGAAAGCGACAAGAGAUCAUCGUCAUCUGAAAGAAAGUGAAAAGCAAUGCGCAUAAGUAAAAUAUAGAACAAGUCGUGAGAAAAUCAGACGUGCCCAGAGGGUGGGAGUCGUCGUUUCGUCUGUUGUUCACGCGCCACGACGACGACGAGGGGGGGCAGGUGGCGUCUUUAAGCAUUCACAAUGCGAGUUUGUCCAACGCUUUUGUUCCGCGUGCACCCUUGAAGUGAUGAUCGGCAGCAGUUCUGUCAUUUUUUCUCAGUCACGAGCAAAGUGAAACCAUCAACCGAAGAGCACUGGGAAGAAAAGAAAGCAAAUAAGGUGUGAUUAGGUUAAUAAAAGAAGUACGUUAGAGUAAAUGUGGCUGCCGUGGCUGGAAUAAUGAACCAUUGGCGGUGUUAGACAGCAGAAAAACCAAAAGAAGAAGACGAAAAAAAGUCGUUUGUUACAAAUUUAUUUUCACGAGCUGUGAACAAUUGGACGCAAGGUGGGUUUCACUAAGUUUGUUUGCUCUCAUCUCCUGGAAAAUCGGUUUUUGGUUGUUUUUGUUGUUACCGCUACUCCCCUGUCUGACCGGCCUCAAUUAUCGCAAAUGAUUUUUUCCGUUUGGGCGUCAAUCAUGUAAACUGACUGUGAAGUGACCAUUUGGAAUCCAAUCUGCUGCCUUGAUGGUGUUCGGUAUGAUUUACACCGGUUACGUUUUGCUUCGAUAGCGCAGUUUCUUCUAAUCGACAAGGUGAUCCCCCAGCAAACAUUAGUGUAGCCUGCCUGCUGUGCAUGAAGUGUGAUCCGAGCUAAUUGCUUGAAACAGAAGGAAAUGAGCUGGGGCAACCAUUAGUGAUGCUAGCCAGCUGGAGUGAAGUAAGAAGAAAAAAACCAUCGAAUCGUGGCAAUGAUUGGUCAGACACUUUCGGAUUGGACUUGCUCGAGUGUUAAAUUGUUUUCGUGUUGCAGCGUGCAGCUGUGAGACAAGACUAAACAGCUUUAAUAGAUGCUUCUCCAAAGACUGAUUGCUGAUUCACUGUCAACUCUAGACGAACCAGAGCUUCAGGCACAACGAUUUUGAAGAGUUGAAGAUCAAUUAACUCUUUUCAUCGACGACGCAGAGGCAGAAGCAGCAAACAUGGGACAGCCACCAGCGACUGACCGCAAGUUGUUGACCGUCGUUCAGCGCCUUCAGUAGCAGUCCCGGGAUCACUCGAAACGCCAAAUGAGAGACGUAAAACGUGAACGCAAGAAAGACACUAAACAAAGUGGAAACCGAAGAGCCAUGCCUGCUGUGGCGUCCGGAACAACGCAGGAAAGAAGUCAGCCAUAGCGUUAUCUCAUGCGGCGGAGCUGCAAUCAAGAUGCUGGAAUCUGUGAUCGAGCGACGUCACUUUAGGAAAAAUAAUUAUAACAUAUUAUCGCCACAAGUUUGCACACCUGAAAUCUCGAACGAUCGAGUCCAAUCGACACCAUGGAACUGUCACCGGCUGUGUUAUCCUUCCUCACCGAUGAUCUGCCAUCGCAAGCGGAUUCGGCGACCCGCCGCGUUAGUGAGUCCUUCGGUGGCGAGUAUCGUCUUAUGCUUCGGGUUGUUUCUCUACGGUAGCGGUGUGAUCCCGUGUGAAGCUGCAGCCGUUCCGACGCCGGAUGCCAAGGGUACGGUUACGACCUUCGGGGUGCGAACGGGAUUGCCGAGAAUCGGUAUCGUUGCCGAUACGUCUCGGAUCAUCAAUCUCACACGACAACACGGCGGUGAUCUGUUUUAUACAUUUGAGACUGAAAAAUGUGAUACAGAUACCUGCGUCGGCUUGUCCAGCGGCACAGCAAGCCUCUCCCCGGCUGCAGCGAGUAGUGAACCACUAAACAGCGUCAAAGAAAUCGACAUGUCAUCAGCCCUGGGAACCGAGUGCAAGUGCCAAUGCCUCUCGCAUCUGACCACUUACCGCGAAGAUCUCGGCAUCUGCGUGGACGACGUGAGAGAAUGCACCCUGGCACCCUUCAUCAGUGGAUCCACAUCGGAGAAGAUCCCGUUCGUUUUCCUGCCUCAUCGUGGCCAGAUCGUCUAUCCGAGCAAAGAGAUCGGCUUUCCCGGUAAGUCGCUGCCGAUGUGUGCCGUCUCUGGUUCCCAGUAUCUGACGAGUGUGGGUUGGGCCGAGCUGCGAAAUCCGAGCGAUACGGACGUGCCGUUCCGACUGUUCCGCGACGAGGGCCGCAUCUAUCUGCAGUGGCUCGGCGAAACGGAACUGCGCCAGCGGAUGCAGGGUCGGCUGAUACUGGUGCACCUGAUGUGCCGCGACAUGACGCCGCAGCUGAUGCUGAAGGACGGCCAGACGCGAAGCUUCGAUGAUGUCCACCCAAAUCAGAAUAUUUUUACACCCUGUGUGGCUUUUCGUGUGGUUGGAACCCCUAUUAAAUAUGUUAACAAUGUCACCGAGGUUAGCUUCUCAUCGGAGACCCACAUUGAUGAUCAGCCGGGACUGAGCACCAAGGAGUACAUCGUAAUCGCAAUCUGCAGCCUCUGUCUGGGGUUGAUCUAUAUAGCGUCGGUUUUUCUCUACAUCCACAUGAAAAGACGAAAGCGGGGCUCCGGUGACGACGAGGACGCCAACACGAUCAAAAACGACUACUCGUCCUACCAGCAGAAUGAUCAGGUAACCUUCGGCAUUGGGCUGGGUUCACAGGUGAAUCCUUUCCACGGGAACCAGCAGCGGAACAGUUUCGUUGGGAGAAACGGCAGCCAACGACAGAGUGGCCCCGUUGGUCAUCGUGGAAUCUCGACACCGAUGAAUGUGGGCCUGCACACCGAAGAGAUGGGAAUCGUGAAGAACAAUCCGCUGCUGAAGCACUUUCCCAAUUUGAGCGAUAACUCCGGUUUCAUUAGCGACAACUCCAACUCGGUGUCGGAGUUUGAGGAUGAUCGAAUGAUUGAUCCCGAGAAGAGGAUGCAAACCACAGCAAACAUUCACCAGCCAAAAAACUACUUAGGGCAUACCGACAUGGAUGGAGGACUUCACCAUCAGCAGCAGCAGCUGCACAAUCACCAGUCCCUACAGAGUCCGGAUGGGAUGAGCAACUCGAGUGGUCCCGAUACCGAGUGUUUGCCCGAGGAAAAUGUGUCCAUUGUCGAAGAUAUCAGCAACGACGAAAAGCUCGAAAGUAUGAAGUCUAUCGUCAACGGAACUAUGCGUCGCAAGCUGUACUUUAACCCGGCCUAUUUCGAACCGCAUCUUCUGGUGUCUCCUCCACCGGCAGCCGUCGAGUUUCUGAACAAAAUUCGCGAGGUGAUUACAAUCGCCAAAUACAAAAUGUCUGCAAAACGCUUCCAACCUUCCCUGAAUAUUAUCCCCGAGGAGCUGCAGCACGCGCAAGGAUCGGAAACGUACGCGGCAGCCCACACUGCUCCUCCCAGUCGCCGCAGCAGCCUGAUCAGUUCUCGCAGAGAUAGCUCGAAGAAGAGCAUCUGCUCGGGAUGCCCCGGUUGCGAGAAGAAGGGCAAUUCUGACGUUGUGGUUCCUUCAAGUAAUUGCAGAAAUUGUGGGGACAAGCAAAACAGUAUCCGAAAAUGGCUGGAGGAUGUUUCCUCCAACCAUGGUGACACGGCUAACGAUGCGGAUGUGUACGAUGGUGGAAAGAUGAACAAUUCUUCGGAUAAUAUGGAUUCACUGAAAUCAGUUGAUGAUCGUUCGACUUGCGACUCACUGCCAAUCAAUCCGGAAAUCAAGAAGUUGCCCAAAUCUAUGCGACCCCGCCACGGCAGUAUACAAAGUGACAGUUCCUCUGCUUCCGACAACGAAACGAUCAUUGCCAACAGCGUCACGGAACGAUCGUCUCUAGUGCGGGCUCCAUCUCGUGCGAAGUCAGUUCGCUCGGACACAAGCUCCUCAGCACCGAAGAUUGUGUCCCAUAGCCUGAAGUCCGAUAUUAUGAAAACAAACAAGUAUGCCUCCGAGGACGGUUCGUUGAUGAAAAACAACAGUUUCGUGUACGACCCGCAUGAAAACCGCGGUCGAAAUCAGGACAACUACAUACGAAACAUAAACAAUUCGCUGAUUCACUCGGAUGUCAAAAAGAACUACGACAAACGUGACUUGUACAGUCUCAGCGGAAGUGAACUCUUCAACAAUCCCCAGUUUGAGUCUUCCCCUCAGAUGCAACAUCGUCAGAUGAACGCCAACCAUCGUCACCAUCAGAAUCAGCAAAGUAGAAAACGGUCCAACUCGCACAGCCGUCCGGGACCCUCGGGCAAGAGGCAAAUUGAAGUGCUAGACCAAUUCGCCAGUGCCUCGUCGCCCAAGCUGAGAAGUUUAAACCACAUGCCGGAUAUGGUCUACGAAGCCCUAGCCAUGGAUGAACGGAAAAAGUCCUGGCGAAGCCAGGGUAAUCCUGUCGCUCUAAAUGAAUUCCUUCACGAAACAUGCGAAAGCCGGUUCAGCAGCAUCGAUCGAACGGAAAGGUACCGGAAUGAGAAGUUCUUUCAUGACUUCAUAAACUCGGACGGCAGCAACACCCCAGGAAAUCGAUCUGGCAAAAACUCAUUCAACAAAUAUCAGCCAGAUUCUCCCAUCUAUUCGCGUAAAUCUCCCCACUAUCUUGUUGUAGACUACGAAACCGAUAGCCUUGAGAGGGUGACCUCAAGAACCCAGAUAAGCUUCAACACAUCCACAACCACUAGCAGUGAUCUCAGCUCGCAGCCUUCGCCCUCCCACAGCACAGCGCUUCCCCUGGAAGAAGAGGUUGAAAUCCGCAAUGCCAUCUACGAUCGUGUCGAGGGGUUUAGAAAAGAUACGGACACUAUAAAAAAGGAACGAGAAGCGCAUCCAAGCGACGAUGACUACGAGGACGUUCCGAUGAACUCGCUGGCGGAAACCGUUAUCCAAGUGCCAACGAAAAAAGGACCCAAAAUCAAGUGCGAUACCCCGUUCCAGGGUAGCAUCACGAUCGAAGUAGAGCACAGUCCGGAUGAUUGUGACCUUUCGACCGACAGCGAUCAAUUUGAACCGGACACACUGGAUCGUAAACCGAAGAAGCACAGCAAUAUCGUUGGUCGACACAAAAGCAACGUUUGGGCCCAGGAUCGUUCGGGCAGCAAGGAAACGAACCUAACCUCUCUGCCAGCCGAUUUGAACAAUCACUUCGUAUUAAAAAACUCCCAAUCCUUUAAAGAAACCUCGUUUGGCAGUCUGCGCGAAAUUUAUGAGUCAAAAAACUUAAAAAACGCUAACCACAGCCAGAUGCACAGCUUGGAGGAGAUCGAUGUGCAGUCAGGAAAGUUGCUCACUCUGGAACUGCGGCACUCCAAGAGACAACGGUCGAAUGACAACACCGCUAUCGCUCCCAAGCUGAUGCCACCGGAUGUGAUUCCAUCGGACGUCCCGAGAAGUCGCAGUCACUACGAUCAACCACGUCCACAGUUGAAAAAAGUUGAAGAUUAUGGAAUCUCUCCGAAAAAUCUGGCUUGCUGGAACAAUGAUAAGUUUUUGAAGCAACCCAAUGGUCCAGCACCGAAGCCCGUUUUGAACAGUAUUGAAAGCUAUGAAUCCACCAACAGUAUGACUGCGGACAGUGACUCUACACAGUUUACGGGAGUGUCCGAUAAUGGCCACAACUCACCGCGCAAGCAGACAAAGGUUGCCAACUACAGCCAAGUGAACAAACAAGGCCGCGAGAGGACGUCGUCCCUCGAGAGGGAUGACUUCCGGCAGGGCCACAGCGGUUUAGAUAGUUCCAGUAUUUUGAAGAGCUUCAUGAGCUUAGGGGAGAUCAACGAGAAAAACUUCCUCGAUCAAGUGGAUAACAAGAUAUACGAUCUCAAGGAAAAAUCCCAAGACCGGACAAAGUUUAUUGAGGAUAUCGAUAAAAUUGAGGUUCUGUCAACUAAGACGCUGUCGAACUAUGAUUAUCCGAUGAGGAAAACUAAUGUCAGCGUGAGCAAGAAUGAGCAGGAAGAUUCUAAGGCCAGCUACGAAGUUAAUCCGGUUACAACUACCAAGAUCUACCGAGUCGAGAUCAAUCCGUCCUCCAACGGGAUGCAGAUAGCUAUGGGUCUUCGUGAUCGGGUGAAGAAAACGAAGGAUAUCAAAAACGCCUGGAAAAAAUUCAUCGGAAUCGCUGCUUCCAAAUUCAACGGAAAAACCUUCGAUGGUAAGAGUGACUCCGAUGUUGAGAAAAACUCCGACACCUCGGAUAUCCUAGAUAAGGAUGAGGGGAUUUCUUCCCUGAUCGAUGAUGCGAGCGGUGCUUAUGAGAGUACGCAUCACCAUCAUCAUCGACAUCACCAUCAUCACAAAUCGGCUGGCUAUAGUGGACCACAAUUGAACGGGCGUCAAAUAGUGAUCGUCCGUAGAGAUUCUCGUUCCAGUGGAAAAGACGACAGCGGAUACAUCAGCACCGAUUCCGGCGAGUCACGGUUGAACAACAAAAAGCUCUACGAACGUUUCAACUUCACAGCUAAAUCGAACGAAUCCACCAACGCGAUCCAAGAGGAAAACAAGUAUGAAAUCUGCGCAAUACCGGAAAACUCCGUGAGCACCAUUAAGAGCAGUACGUCAUCUUCGUCCAGCGGCAGCACCCGUUCCGAUAAACAACUGACCCGACCUCGUGAUCCUCCUCCGCCGCUGCCGCCACCUAACCCACCACCUCCACCGCCCACCACAACGAUUCCCACCAAGAAACAACCGUCGCCUCCGCGUGUGAUCGAAAAGCCACAAACUAAGCCGCCUCCUCCUCCGCCAAAAACCCCUGCACCGAAAACACCCCGUCCAGAGGAGAACUGCCUUUUCAACACGGCGGACGCGAUCAGCGUACGGGUAUACUCUUCGGAUGACGAGAACCUGGCCAGUAGUGACAACGCGUCCUGCAUCUCAGAUAACAACGAAGACGACGACGAUGGCACCAGCUGUGCCACGGACGACAUCUGCGAGUCCGGAGCGGAGAGCGUCGAAACGCACUCCGUAUUCUUCAAGAAUAUCCGGGCGAGGCCCCGGGAGGCCCGUUCCGGAGCGAUCGCGUUAGCUCACUAGAGUUGUGGGGCAAUUUGAUUACAUUCCGUGCAAUUUGAUCGGCAAUUAUUUUGAUAACUGGUUGUGCAAUAACAACGAUAUGCUUAGAAGUUUAAGACUAGAAACGUUAAGGACUGUACAUUCGAACAUGACACAUGGAGUUAUUGUACCUCUGAAUACUUUAAAUAGCGAAUAUAGUUCGGUAGGACUUAGGUAGAUUUAGUUUGCAAUCGUAGUUUAAGACUGUUUGUUAUCGUGUGCAAUUUUAUUAACACUCACAUUUGUUGUGCAAUUUAUUUUUAAUGUAAUUCUAAGAAGAGGUUUGAAAUCAUUUUCAAAGCGAGAUUACCCCAGUACCCAGAUGAUACUUUUUCAACUUUCUCUAUCAUAAAACGUGGCAAUAUUAGCUGAACUAUAUUAUUUCGACGGCUCUUAUAAUAAUCAAAAACUAACAAAUUUUCGAAAAACUAAGAAAAACAUACUUCAAUUCCAAAACAAAAACUUAGCUUUUUCAGCUGUUAUUCAGCCAGUUGUAAAAAUGACGUAUCAGUAUAAUUGUAUAAUUUAUUGUUAGUCACCAAAAUAAUCUUCAACUUUUGGACCCAACACUUCGCUGUGUUUGAAUCGUGUGCACGUGCAAUAAAUCGCCAGCGUUUUUUGAGUGUUGUGAUAGAACGAUGCAAUUGAAACCUAUAAUUAGCUGUUAAUCCUAAGCACUAGUAAGACGUAGGCUAGCUAGCUUAGAAAAGGCCGGAUAUGUGCAAUAAACUCAACAAUCCGAUUAGUUUCUUAAGGUGUGCAAUACAUGUUUAUCUAUAGUAGCAGUAACAAGUAAUAGCUCGACAAAGGUAGUUAUAGCUCAAACACAGCUAUAAUACCAAAAAAUCAAUAACUUUUUUUUUGGUGCUUAGUUUAAUUACAUCUAGCAAAAAUUGUUUUGUUCAUCUUUUAUUUAUUUUUGUUAGUAGGUAGAAACAACAAAAAAACGCCUAGCUUCGUAAGUACCUGCCAAAUAUUUAGAUUUAAAGCCAGCGAAUGGCGACGUGUUUGUUUAGAUAAUGGAACUGUUUCGAGAGAAAAAAAACACUAACGACUUGGAUAUAAAACCAUUUAAAAAUCUUCCCAUCCUAGAGGAACUAGCGACAAAACGAAGAGGUUUAACUGGUCUUAUUUCUCAACAACGUUCGAAAAAUGGGGCUUUAUGGUGAUUGAAACCGAUCGAACCAACUUGACAAGGUGUUUAUGAUGUAUUUGAAUUAAUUGAAAUUUUGUUGAUUUUAAUGUGUUUAACGUAAUAGUGCAAGACGUUUUCUUCGUUUGUUGGUAAUAUUAUGCGCAGAUUUUAACUAUAGAUAAACAUAACGAUUAGGUUGAGUUUUAGCACAAUUAUUGUAGCUUAGUUACUAACCUAAGACAUUAUACAAAAGAGUAUAGAAAAAAAUAUAGAAGCGGCCGCUUUUAAUAUGCCUGGAUUUGCUCACAUAUUUUAGCAAGUUGUGUUCUCGGAACUGUGAACGCAACUGUUCUUAAUCUAAUGUGUGCUUUGUUUUAAGAAAAAUCUAUAACAGCAAUUAGUUUAAUAAAAAAA
Wyeomyia smithii (pitcher-plant mosquito) is the source of this 8983-nucleotide messenger RNA. RefSeq lists its product as uncharacterized. The record is from RefSeq and is a predicted model, not a curated record. Gene Ontology annotation, biological process: imaginal disc-derived wing hair organization. The coding region runs from base 1759 to 7416 and encodes 1885 amino acids. Gene Ontology annotation, cellular component: cell cortex. NCBI's taxonomy places the organism in Eukaryota, Metazoa, Arthropoda, Insecta, Diptera, Culicidae. The transcript has 12 exons.